Molecule: messenger RNA, 432 nt
Organism: Ogataea angusta
Lineage: Eukaryota; Fungi; Ascomycota; Pichiomycetes; Pichiales; Pichiaceae
Exons: 1
Coding region: 1-432 (143 amino acids)
Biological process (GO): SRP-dependent cotranslational protein targeting to membrane
Cellular component (GO): signal recognition particle, endoplasmic reticulum targeting
Source: RefSeq, a predicted model, not a curated record
AUGACACUAAUUAAACAGAGCGACCAAUUUAUCCAGAAAUCGCUCGAGCUGCUCCAGGCAAGCCCGGAGGACACAACCGUGUCGAUCACAUACACACACUCGCGCGUGAAGUCCGCCAAGACCGGCAAGCCGGCCAAAGCGUUGAUCAAACUCAAGACCUACAAUCCUCAAACCGGGAUCUGUCUGAACUUCAAGACGCACAAGGCUAAGGAAUUCAGCAGAAUGAUCAACGUUCUUGGGCCAAGAGGCAGCUCCACGACAAAGGUCGAAAAUUCCGAAAAGAAAACCAUACAUCUUGAUGGAUUCUCCAGUAUUAUGAGUAAUGUCGAGUUCAAGGAAGAGACUGCACCUGCUCCAGCAGCGGCUCCUGUGUCGGAACAGGCAGAGACAGGAGGCAAGAAGAAAAACAAAAAGAAGGGCAAAAAGAAGUAG